Toxorhynchites rutilus septentrionalis is the source of this 2697-nucleotide messenger RNA. RefSeq lists its product as uncharacterized. Gene Ontology annotation, biological process: DNA integration; proteolysis. Gene Ontology annotation, molecular function: aspartic-type endopeptidase activity; nucleic acid binding. The coding region runs from base 1 to 2697 and encodes 898 amino acids. The transcript is spliced from 3 exons. NCBI's taxonomy places the organism in Eukaryota, Metazoa, Arthropoda, Insecta, Diptera, Culicidae. The record is from RefSeq and is a predicted model, not a curated record.
AUGGGGCGGAACGUAUUCGUGUUCAAGAUAGGUGGAGUGGAGGUACCGAUGAUCAUCGAUUCGGGCGCGGAUGUCAAUAUCAUUAAUCGAGAGAUUUGGAAUCAAAUGAAGGAAGCAGGAGUAAAGGUAGAAAACAUGUCCACCACAAUCGAUCGAAAUUUGAUGGCGUAUGCAUCUGCACAACCCAUGGAUAUUUCUGGAAUGUUUAUGGCGGAGAUUGAAGCAGGAAGGAAGGAUUUCGCAAAGUUCUACGUGGUCGAAAAUGGUCAACAGUGUUUACUGGGAGAUCAAACAGCUAAAAAUCUCAAAGUUCUAAAAGUAGGAUUCAACGUAGGAGCAGUGAAGGAUCAGAAACUAGAGCCAUUCCCAAAGUCUCCAAUGGUCCCAGUCACCAAAGAUUCGGGAGAGAUUCGCCUAUGCAUUGACAUGCGUCAGGCAAACAGAGCGGUUUUAAGGGAGACGCACCCAUUUCCUCUGGUGGAUGAACUACUAAGCUCAAUGAAUAGAGCAGUGCGUUUUUCUAAAAUAGACAUCAAAGAUGCUUACCAUCAGGUGGAAAUUUCCGAGACAUCCAAGCCUAUUACUACUUUCAUCACGAAACAUGGUCUAUUCAGGUACCAACGUCUAAUGUUUGGUGUUAGUUGUGCACCAGAACUGUUCCAGAAGGUGAUGGAAUCUGUAGUUGCUGGACUGGACGGGGUAAUCGUGUAUCUUGACGAUGUUGUUGUUCAUGGGAAAACUCAGCAAGAACAUACCGAAAGAUUAAUGGCUGUUUUACAGAGGUUGGACGAAUAUGGAGUGCUGCUGAAUGAUAAAAAGUGCGUGUAUAACGUGAGGUCCCUGGAAUUUCUUGGCCAUAUACUUUCUGUUGAUGGCAUCCAUCCAACAGAGAGCAGGGUAGACCUAAUUCAGAGAUUGAGAGAGCCACGAAAUGUGUCCGAGUUGAGAAGUUUCCUAGGGUUGGUCUGUUACGUCGGCCGUUUUAUUCCAGAUUUGGCUUCAAGAACUGAUUCUCUAAGAAAGCUUCUUCGGUUAGGCGUUCGCUUCCAAUGGACAGAAAAAGAAAGGAAUGACUUUGAAGCAAUUAAGACCGCUAUCUGUAACAUCGACUAUCUGGGCUUUUUCAAUCCCAAAGAUCGUACGAAACUUAUUGCAGAUGCCAGCCCAACGGGGCUCGGAGCAGUUUUACUGCAGGAAGAUGCGAAUGAACGAUGGGUCCUUCGACUACAGGCUUACAAUUACGAUAUAGAACAUAUACCUGGCUCAGCGAAUAUUGCGGAUGCCCUUUCCCGGCUAACAGUAAACUCUCCGGAACAAUUCGAUGAAGGUGGUCAAAUAUACGUACGAAAUGUUGCCGAACAAGCGGUGCCAGUUGCACUAACUUUUCAAGAAAUCACAAAUGAGACCAGAAAUGAUGAAACUAUCCAGGCAGUGGUCAAGGCUCUUGAUUUAGCCCUGAAGGAAGAGUUUCCGAAGGUAUACAGACCUUUUGAGACUGAACUAUGCAGUGUUGAUGGAAUACUACUCAGAGGUAACCGACUCGUUAUCCCAGUAUCACUGAGAGAUCGCGUGAUAGAACUAGCUCACGAAGCACACCCCGGGUUUGCGACAAUGAAGCGUCGUUUGCGGCAAAAGGUAUGGUGGCCAUUGAUGGAUAAAGCUGUGGAAAACUGUGUGAAACGAUGCAAACAAUGUACGUUGGUCUCUUCACUGGGAGUUCCAGAACCACUUCAGAGAACUAAAAUGCCCGUAAAACCGUGGAUCGACAUAGCUGUGGAUUUCAUGGGCCCAUUGCCAUCUGGUCACAAUCUCUUAGUUAUAGUCGACUAUUUUAGCAGUUUCAUCGAAGUCAUAGUGAUGAAGCAGAUCACUGCCAAGCACACUGUCCAAGCUCUUCAUGAGUCCUUCUGUAGAUUCGGUGUUCCAGAGACAAUGAAGGCGGAUAAUGGUCCACAAUUUAUAAGUGAGGAGUUAACAAUGUACUGUCGCGAAUAUGGCAUCCAGUUGCGUAGGACAAAUCCUUAUUGGCCUCAGACCAAUGGAGAGGUUGAGCGAGCGAAUAAAACUAUCCUUAAACAUUUAAAAAUAAGCCAGGAAUCUGGGAGUGUGGACUGGAUCUGGGAUUUACGCACUUUCCUACUAAUGUACAAUUCUACACCUCACGCAACAACCGGAGCAGCGCGGUCCGUUUUAAUGUUUGGGCGAGCCUUACGCGACAAACUUCCAAGCGUCGAUCACAGACGGGUCCCAAUGGAUGAGGAGGGGAUUCAGGAUAGAGAUUGGACGAAUAAACUCAAAGACGCAGAGUACUGCAAUGCUCGCCGCCAUACAAAACCCACAGAACUCAGAGAGGGGGACAUAGUGGUCUCUAAACGAAUGUGUAAGACGAAUAAGCUAUCAACAACUUUUGCUCCUGAAGAGUUCCAGAUUACUAAAUUGACUGGUUCAGACGCAACACUUAGUUCAACGGACUCAAAUCGUAUCAUUCAUCGCAACGUAGCUCAUCUGAAGCCCCUGAUGAAGAACACAGCGUCGGAGGAAGCAGAUGCCAGGAGACCAGAAAAUGGAGAUGGUGCUACAUCACAAGAGUUUCAGGGCAAUGAACUUUCAGGCUCUUCUCUACCGAAGGACCCAAAUCAACGCCCCUCAAGAUCACUACGGGUUCCAGUAUAUUUGAAAGAUUAUCAUACCGUUUAA